AUGAAGUCUAAUUGGAAUAAGAAAUCCAAAUUCGACAAUAUAAAGCAUGGAUAUCGCAAAUGUCAGGCAUACGUGAAAAAACAUCUGGACUGGUUUAAUGUUUAUUGUGACAAUACUAAUCUGCACGGUUUUCGUUACAUAAGUAUGGACGGAUUGUCGAUAAUCGAGAGUAUGCUUUGGUUUCUGAUUUGUAUGUUGGCCAUCGUGUUCGGUAUUAUAUUGAUGUUACGCUUGUGGGCCAAUUACUCGAACAAUCCCAUAGUUACGACUAUUUACACGUCAAAUCCGAUAUGGAACGUGUCUUUUCCAGCCGUUACUAUAUGUAAUAAUAAUAAGGUCUACCGCCCACACGCCGACCUUAUUGCCAAGAAUUUAUACAUGGAUGGGUUCACCACGAAUGACAGCGAUAAAUUUUUUUCAUCCCUAAUGAAAUUAAUACGACCCAACGUAAUAUCUAUAGACAAUACGACCGCGAGACAGGUCCUCGAUAAACUCGACAUAACGGUCGAAGCGCUCAUGGAGCAGUUGAUGCAGCCUUGCAGCGCGUUGCUAUUGAGAUGCGCUUGGAUUGGCAAGAUUCACGAUUGCAGCAAGAUCUUCAAGACCAUCAAGUCCAAAGAGGGUUUCUGUUGCGCUUUCAAUUCCCAUUAUAAGCUAAACGUUGGACACAUGUCCAAAGUCAAGUUCUUUAAUUCUACCGACUUCAAUAAUACUUCUGAAGAUGAUUUACCGGGUGUGCACACAAUAGUGAAAGCGCCUGGAAGCGGCCGCGAUGUGGGACUCGCGGUCGCUUUAAAUAUCGAGCCUAACAUGUACAAAGCUACUUCGCGCCCUUUCGUAGGAGCUUCCAUCAUAAUACACGACCCAAUUGAUUUUCCCGACAUUGGUACACACAUUGCAGCCGUGCCAGUCGGUCACGUCAUGGCGAUAUCCAUUACCGGGACGUCUAUCCGAGGCAUGGAAAGCUUGAGGACCAUCCCUCUGGAGAAACGUUUGUGCUACUUCGACGACGAGGUGUCAGGCGAGAUUCACUACAGUCAUCAAUCGUGCAUAUCGAAUUGUAUAGCUAAACACAUAUAUCAUAUGUGCGGUUGCCUGCCAUUUUACUAUCCGGAGACGCCAUCCUUUGGCGGUAUCUUCGGUCUCUGUCUCGGUGGUUCCAUGUUGAGCGUAACCGAGCUGAUUUAUCUUUUGGCCAGGCAGCUCUUUACAAAACAGAAAAAAAUGCUCAAAUGGCAGAAACAAUCACGUAUGACGUUUCCGCCGGCGUCAGAAGUGUUUCUAUCGAUUCCCACUAAAGAGAAAGUUCAACUACGAAACCUGCGAAACCGUCAGGAAUCGAAUGAUAAGCGCACUUUCAGGUAUUAA
Molecule: messenger RNA, 1368 nt
Organism: Acromyrmex echinatior (Panamanian leafcutter ant)
Lineage: Eukaryota; Metazoa; Arthropoda; Insecta; Hymenoptera; Formicidae
Product: pickpocket protein 28
Biological process (GO): sodium ion transmembrane transport
Cellular component (GO): plasma membrane
Molecular function (GO): ligand-gated sodium channel activity
Source: RefSeq, a predicted model, not a curated record